UCUAUUAAAUUGAACUAAUUUUGUAGUGUAGACAUACCCUGAAUUGCCCCCUUCAUAGCUCCCUUGUUCUCAGUGCUGCAUUUGCUAAGUUUUCCCAUUGUCAGCUUCCUUGGUCUGAGCACUGGCAUGUAACAAGCUUUCCCAUUCUCAGUUCCCCUGGUCUCCUUGCUUGGUGACUGUGUCAUUAUAUGAGUGCCCUCAUUGCUUGCUGAUUUCAUGUGAGUCCUGUGUGUCUGUACCAUGGACCAAGUUUUACCAUUGUCAUCUGCCCUGGUCUUAGUGCUGCAUGUCAGUUUCAUGCACUCAUUUCCUAUGCUCAUCAUCCCUGGUCUGAGUGGUGUAUAUAUGUGCCAAACUUCAUAUUUCCACUUCUCUGGUGCCAUGGUUUUAGCAUUGUGUGUUUGUACCAUGCACAAAUUGUCCCUUUUCUCAGCUAUCUUGUUGGUCUCACCUCUGUUUGUCUGUGGCAUACUCUGAGUUUACCAGAUCUCGGUCUCAGAACUGAGUGCCUGUGCCAUGCACUGAAUUUCCCCAUUCUCUGUUCCCCAGGUCUCAACACUUUGUUUCUGGUCUGUACAUUGAGUUUUCCUGUCCUUAGCACCUCAGGUAUUAGUGCUUUGUUUCUGUGACAUGCACUGAGUUUCCCCAUUCUCAGCUCUACUGGUCAGUGUUUGCAAGGCCAUGGCAGCGAGGGUGAAGUGACAUGCUCUUAAAAAUGGAGUCCUCUGUGUGUGAUACUGGACAAAACCACAUCUGAUUUUAUCUCAGUACGAGACAGCGGAAAAACCAUAACCUACCCUGUACCCCCCGAUUGUCUGUCUUAAAACUGAAUGAAUGGCCUGCCUGUGUAAGAACUCUGCAGUAACACACACAAACUAAUCUGGCACUUCAUAGGCUUGGUCUCUAUAGAUAUUGAAUUAAAUGCUGAAGCAGGAGGAUUAAUAUCCCUGCCAAAAUGAUCUUUUUUUGUAAUGAUUUUUGAAAAAUUUCAAACCUUGAAAAUAUUGUUUAAAAAGAUAUUAUGGGUGUUUUUCCUUAUUUGUUUAAUUUUGUAUUUCAACUCUAGGAGCAAAGAAGGUUGGUCACACAUAAAGGCUGCGGGACUGUUGUAUCCUUGACAGCAGUGCUUCUGGGUAGAAUUUAAGAUUCAUGAUGGAAUCCAACUGAACACAGGCUCCUGGUAUGAUGCUGUGUUGCUAAGAGAAUCAGUACAAUCCUUGGAGGUAGAAGCAGGGAAAUACUGAGUAGGAGUAGACAGGUGGUAAUUGUCUCCAUACAGGGCAUUAGGGAGACCAUUACUGGACACACUGUCCACUUCUUGUGUUCUCACUUCAACAAGGACGUUGAAAACCUUAAAAUGACAAAGAAAAGAACCACCAGAAUUAUUCAAGGUCUGGAAAACUUGCCUCAGAGCGAAACACUUACAGAGAUCCACCGGUUCCUUUUAUUCAAGUGAAGGCUGCAGAACCACAUCAGCGUUUGGCUCCGGGUCGUCCCAUCUGCCCGGGAGCGGGAAAGGGACAUGGCUGCGGCGGCUCGUGCUCAGGGGUCGAUGACAUUCGAGGAGAUGGCUGUGUAUUUCCCUGAGGGACAGUGGGCUCUGCUGGAUCCACGUCACAGAGUUCUUUACAGGGACCUCCUGGGGUUUCCUGUUCCCAAGCCGAGUGAGAUCUCCCAGCUGGACCGAGGGAAAGAGCCAUGGGGCCCAGAUCCCCAGGGCUCUGAAGAAAGGGGUAUCCUGAGAAGCAGCCACACAGCAGGAGACGGGAUGGGCAGUGAGAGUGAAGAGGAGAACUCUCAGCUGGAAGGUCCUGAGCUAGUCCAACCACACAGGAGGAUGUCGGGAAGAGUUGAAGGGAACAUUUCCCAGAGCCCUGAGCAGGGAGAAGCCUGGGAGAGUCAGCACAGACUGCAAAGGCAGCCAGGGAAAGGAUUGGAUAAAUCGUGUCACAGGCCCGUGGACACCACCCACCAGAGAAACCCCAAUGAAGAGAGACCAACCAUCUGUGAGGAAUGUGGCAGAAGCUUCAGUCGCAGCUCAAACCUGAUUGUCCAUCAGAGACUCCACGCCGGAGAGAAACCCUAUAAAUGUCUGGACUGUGGGAAAAGCUUCAGCCGGAGCUCCCACCUGAUCACCCAUCAGAGACUGCACACAGGAGAGAAGCCCUACAAGUGCUCCAACUGCGGGAAAAGCUUCAGUGACAGCUCCACUCUCAUCACCCACCAGAGACUCCACACCGGGGAGAAACCCUACAAAUGCUCUGACUGUGGGAAAGGCUUCAACCAGAGCUCCAACCUCACUUCCCACCAGAGAACCCACACAGGGGAAAGACCCUACAAGUGCCCCGAGUGCGGGAAAAGCUUCAGUGUCAGCUCCUACCUCAUCAGGCACCAGAAAAUUCACACAGGGGAGAGACCCUACAAAUGCGAGCAGUGUGAGAAGAGCUUCAGUCAGAGCUCCAGUCUUAUCAACCACCAGCGAGUGCACACCGGAGAGAAACCCUAUAAGUGCAUUGAUUGUAACAAAUGGUUCAGGAACAGCUCAGACCUGAUUAGACACCAGAGAACCCACACGGGAGAGAGACCAUAUCGGUGCCCAGACUGCGGGAAAAGCUUCAAUCGCAGCUCAAACCUCAUGACGCACCAGAGGAUCCACACGGGAGAGAAGCCCUAUGAAUGUCCUGAGUGCAGGAGGAGCUUCACCGUGAGCUCAGCCCUGAUCAAACACCAGAGGACUCACCGGGAGGAGAAGCCUUACGACUGCCCUGAUUGUGGGAAAAUCUUCAUUCGCUGCUCCAAUUUUCUUACGCAUCGGAGAAUCCACACAGGGUAGAAACCGGCAUCCCCUGAUAUCCCUGCCCCUGCCCCAUGCCAGCUCAGAAGGAGCCGCUUUGAGCCAGGGUCAGCCUGGCUGGCAGACUCCAGGGAGUUGCUGCUCAGUGGGGUCUGGGAAUCUGGUUUUGGGGCACAGAGGUCUGGGGCAGAUGGUUAUUUCUAGAAAGGGAAGGAUUGUUUUGUUUUGGAUUUCAAACACUUUUAUAAACACAGUCCCACUCAUGCAGCCUCAGCAGGCGGCACCAUGCUAGGCAGUUUACCCUGCCUGUCCUUGUGGUGAGGAGGAUGCCUAGAAAGCAGUGGUUACACUAAUAAACACGUCUAUGGGCUCUAUCGAUGUUACGUUCGUACAAUGUGCCUGGGGAGGUUACACAAAUCAAACUGUCAGUGGAAAAGCAGACUCAUACUCAGAGAUUCAUUAAGUUUGAAAGACUGUGCUGAAUUAAUGGCAUUUGAAGUAUGCAUUUGGAUUCAGACGCCCUUGGGAAAGUUUAUCUAUGCACUGGUUUCCCCUGAUAAGUAACAAAAAAUUCAAAAUAUGUCUGCUCUGGCCCAGCAACAGGUCGGUCAUUCUAGGUAUCGGAAAGUGUAUUCCUGGGUUCAUAGAAGCCUGUAAAUGACGUAAAUGUAUAUUGUGUUCUGUGUGGCAAUAGCCAGCUGUCACCAAGUCAUAGGAUCUGGUCUGGUCCCAGCCUAUCAGCCGCGUGGGAGUGACCCCUUUAAUGUGCCCAUCCCAAGGAUCCACACAGCUCCACAGGGGCAGGCCUGUGGCCACCAUGACUCCCAGACUGGGCCUUCGGCACCAGCAAUCCGUAUCUGUCGCUCCCUGCAGCGAAUCCAGCCCAGCCAGAGUCCUGCAGGGCACAGUGCUCUCAGUGAAUAUCCAAAGUGACACCAAACGGGCCUUUCAACAGAAAGUGACAAUUCAUUAGUUACCUGGCAUAUAGAAUCUGAAAGUCCUUACGUUAGCAGAGUGGGGCAAAGGUUAACACAUGGUCCAUGCUGUCUACAUCAGUGCAACCAGGCAGUAUCUAUUUCGCUCUUCAUUUCUCCUCUCAAUGUCAUCCCAGGUGAAAGCUCCAGACUCUUUGUAAAAGCCAGGAGUUAUCCCAGUAUCCUGACACUAGUUCGACCCAUUGUUCUUGAGCUGGGGCCUUUGCUCUGCUUCUCUGCUGAGAGGUGGGGGGAAAACUCUUUCCUUUUGGUCUGGUUCCUGGGUCUGAAUGUUCUGGCAUUUUAAAAAGGGUUGGUUUCAGCCCAUCCUUUAAUAUCCCAGUCACUGCACCCCAGUCAGCUACAUGACACAGCAUCUCAUGUCUGCUGCUCUGCCGCAAAAGCUGCAUUUUGAACCCUUUUGCACCCACUGGGUGGCUAUGCAGAGUACAGAGGUAAACUGAGGCACGCCCUGGAACCAUAAAAAUAUUACAGAAAAUUCCUGCUUUGUCACACCAACCUCACCCUGGCUGUCUAGGAUUAAAAUGUAGUUAGUAAAUGUGACUUGGGGAUUUCUUACACUAGCUCAAUAUAGAGCUUCUUUGUUAGGAAGAUGUAUGUGCAUACCCCAAAGAGGAGCCGGCAGCCUGUAGAUGGACUGAUGGGCACUCACCACAGCUCAGUCACAGAUGAUGCUUGCUUUAAUUUGAGUGGUUUUAUAAAAUCACUUGGUGAAAGCAACAUUGGAGCUUCCAGUACACCAUGACUGGGAUUGCAGAAUAUUUAUGGUAACACCUUCUGCUGAACUGCCAUAGAAAUAACUUUGAUACCAUGGGGCUAUGUUAAUGUGAGAUAUCUCUGUGAAAGGAAGAGGCUUGGCUCUGAAUUGUCAUUGUUGCAAGGCAAAUUUAAACUGAAUUGACAUGUUAGUGACCAAGCAAUUGUUUAAAGGUUGCCUUUUAAGAAUGACUCUUUGUUGAGCUGCCACUCACAGUCCCAUAACUUUGGGUUACAAAGUUUAACUGGUAAAUUGAUCCAGCCCUGUACUAAGGAUUCAGUGUUGUAGUAAAAGCCCCCACUCCAUACUAGAGUACGUUUCCUAUUGAUUGGUAAAUCUUUGUGGUUUGAUUUGUUACUUGUUAGUGAGUGGGGGUAGGGGUUAACACCAUAUCUUAA
This is a messenger RNA of Chelonoidis abingdonii (Abingdon island giant tortoise), 4944 nucleotides long. RefSeq lists its product as uncharacterized. Gene Ontology annotation, biological process: regulation of transcription by RNA polymerase II; embryo development. The record is from RefSeq and is a predicted model, not a curated record. Gene Ontology annotation, cellular component: nucleus. Gene Ontology annotation, molecular function: RNA polymerase II cis-regulatory region sequence-specific DNA binding; DNA-binding transcription factor activity, RNA polymerase II-specific. NCBI's taxonomy places the organism in Eukaryota, Metazoa, Chordata, Testudines, Testudinidae.